GAUCCCUCAUCUGCCACUCGGCACCUCGCCGGGGCGCAGUUUCAGGACACAUGCUGUAGGGCCGCCGCUUCCCGCACUUCGCGCUCUUCCUGGCUGCCCGCGACCACCUCUGCCCCUGGAGCGCUGGGGCAGCCUCCUGCGAGUUCGGUGCGGCCCAGCGGCCGCUGUCCAUGGAGCCUCCCGCCCUCGCCGCCGUCCUGGCCUUGUCAGGGCUGGCGCUGAGCUGCUGCCGGGAGCUCGUUCUCUCCGAAUGUUAUACAGCAAAUGGGGCUGACUAUCGUGGCACUCAGAACCAGACCUCCCAAUAUGCAGGGAAACCUUGUCUUUUUUGGAAUGAGACCUUUGAGCAUCCUUAUAAUACUUUGAAAUAUCCCAAUGGGGAGGGAGGGCUUGGAGAGCAUAACUACUGCAGGAACCCUGAUGGAGAUGUCAGCCCAUGGUGCUACAUUGCAGAACAUGAGGAUGGAAUAUAUUGGAAAUACUGUGAAAUUCCAUCCUGCCGAAUGCCGGGGAAUCUAGGGUGUUAUAAGGACCAUGGAGAACCACCACCUUUGACUGGCACCAGCGAGACCUCCAAUAAACUUACUAUCCAAGCAUGCAUCAGUUCCUGUCGAAGUCAACAAUUCAAGUUUGCAGGCAUGGAGUCAGGUUAUGCUUGUUUCUGUGGAAAUAAUCCUGACUACUGGAGAUACGGAGAGGCAGCCAGUACGGAAUGCAACAGUGUUUGCUUUGGAGACCAUACUCAGCCUUGCGGAGGGGAUGGCAGAGUCAUUCUUUUUGACACCCUUAUUGGCGCCUGUGGAGGGAAUUACACUUCUGCUACAGCUGUGAUCUAUUCCCCCGAUUUUCCUGACACAUACGGCACAGGCAAAGUCUGUUACUGGACCAUACAAGUUCCAGGAGCAUCUCAAAUCCACUUCAGCUUUGCCCUUUUUGAAAUCAAAGAUGCUACAGAUAUGGUGGAACUGCUGGAUGGCUAUACCUAUCAUGUUCUAGCUCGUUUUAAUGGCAAGAACCGGCCUCCGCAGACAUUUAACAUCUCUUUGGAUUUUGUCAUUUUGUACUUUUUCUCAGAUGAAAUUAAUCAAGCCCAGGGAUUUGCUAUCAGAUACAGAGCUGUGAAGGACAAUGUGCAUCAAAGGAAGAUGCCAGUGAAUCGGACCUUUUCAGAGAAGAUAAAUGAACAAGCAAAUCUCAGCAUCAAUGCAGCCCGGUCAUCAAAGAUACUUUAUGUCAUCACAACCAGCCCAAGCCAUCCCAGUAGCUCCAUGCCUGAGUGGACAAUAUAUAGUCUCACAGCACUGCUCAUCCUAAGUAUUACAGCCAUAAUAGCAAAGAUAUUUCUCCACAUUACCAUGAGAUCCCAUCAGAUACCAUCUGCAACUGAAAUAGAGGAUUCCAGUGAGGUUACCUCUGCUGGAGAGAUCUGGAGUAUAUUUUACCAGCCAUCCACGUCAAUAUCCAUCUUCAAGAAAAAGCUUCGAAGUCAACAAGAUGAUUGCAACCCACUAGUGGGAAACUGAAGUGUCUUAUUUUACAAGAAUCAACCUUCUUAAAAUCCAGGUGACUUGGGAAUAAUCUUUCCUUUUUUUUUUUUUUUUCCCCACUCCCAAUCUCAUACUUGUUUUCCAAAAAGUGCAUUUCCAAAGGCUUUUGAGUGACUUUGCCUGUCUUCUGCUCUCUUGGGUACACUAGGGACAACAGCAGCAAUUAAUUGCAGCAAUAGUUUUGAACUAUCUGGUGUUCAUCAAAUCUGUGGUGCUGUUAAUUACUGCCUUGAGACCAGUGCACUUAAAAUCUAUGUAAAAACCUGUGAAAUACAAAAUGCCCUGUACUCUUGCAAAAAGUAAUUGAAAAAGUAUCUGCAGGUUGAGGACUUCUUGUGUCCUGCUUUCCUGUAUCACUGUAUUCUAUCAGGCUACUUUAGUCACUUUUUUCUCAAGGCUGAAGACAGAGAUAGGUACUGAUAACCUGUUCAGCUGCCACAGCAACCAGAAUUCAGUAGCCUGAAUGUAAAUGUGUCUAACUGGUGCUAUACAGUAAAAUGGGAGUCGAAGACUUCAAGAAACUGUCAGCCUGGUUGCCCAGUGCUCUGCUGUUUCUACAUUUUCUGUUUCUAGAAGCAGAGAUGUACAAGUAAAAUCAAAUUCAGGAGACAAACACUCUAUGGAUAAUUUCAACUGCAAAAGUGAGUUUUGGUGGAGAAAUGCUUACCAGGUCGGGUUAAGACAAAAGGAAUAGGUAUCAGUAUAAAUAUACACCAACGGUCAGUGUAUAUCAGACCUGCAGUCACAAAACAACUAUUAAAUGCAUCUGCAAAAGAGAACUAAUAAACUUGUAACCAAGUUUAAAUUCAUUAUAGUAUCUACCCUUCUGUUUUUAACAUGUAAAUGCCUACUCUUCAUGAGAUCUAGAGAUUUCUUUGAAAAAAUAAGGCAUGUAAGAAUAAACAAUGAAAUACUGUGCCUUACUUGCCAGUGUAGAUCUAGUCUUUUACCUGAAUUGAAUUCAUUUCAGCUCCAUUUAUGUACCACAGAUGAGUGCCAGAGACAGCUGAACAAUACCACAACAAAUGCUUAAUAAAAACAAGACCUUACUGAGACAGCAUUUAUGGAAUUGUUUAUAUAAAAAACAUGGAAUAUCAUGGGAACAUCUAGUACUUUAUUGCAUGAGCUGCUGGAAAGAAUGUAGGAAAAUAUAAUUACUGUAUUGCCUAAAAUCAAGACAGGACAAGUUGUAAAAUACACUUGUUACCUUACUUUUGUGUCAUCAGGUUGGGCCAAAAACCAUUAUCUCUUUCAGACCCAACAAAAAAUUCUGAAUUGCCCUUUUAACUCUCAGGUUUUGCAUCAUACUAUGUAGGGAAAGCAUCCACCUCACAGAUACGUAGCAAAACAAAUUAGUUUGCUUCCUAAGCAUGCUUAAUAUGGUUCACUAAUGGAAAACCGUGAGGAGAGAGUCACGGUGUAAAGCUAGAUCCUUAAGAGAUAAGUUGAGUACACUGUGAUCAAGCUGUUUGCUUGCCUUACUAAAUGUUCUUGAGCAGUUAAACAGUCAAAGUUAUACAGUCAAAGCAUAAAGCAGCUAAUGCUGAUAAAGUGGAGAAGAGGGAGGAAAAAAAAAAAAAAAGCAGUGUCCCAUGACUGAUUUCUGCCUACUGCAGAAUGAAAAAAUACAGAACCGUUUAGACUCUGGUCUUCAGUAAAUAAUUUAAUUUCACUAUAAAAUUAGAGAAAGCCCAUUACAAACAACAACAAAAAAGACAGAUGCUGCUAAUGCAAAAUCAGAGAAUUUAGAAACUGAGAUUUUGCUUUGGUCCCUUAGUCCUCAACUAUUUUUUAAGUAAUAAAAUUGUAUUUCAUGGGCCUUUCUUAGGGAAUGUUGGCCCAAUUUCUGUACAAAAGACCCAUAAAACCAGCAGUUACAGCAGAUUAAAUAGCCAUGGCAACAACGAACAUGACUAAGCAUAAGGUAUUGGACAGCGUGCAGGUAAACACACUGAUAAAAGCGUAGAGGAAAUUGUUAUAUUCCCCCCCCACCCCCCGAUCUCUCAGAUUGUCUGAUUCUAGAUGCUUUUAGUACAGGGGUCCCUUAAAUAGCACUUCUUCCUCUGCAGGCACAAGACCAUGAGGAGCAGGUAGGUCUCUGCUAUGGAUUUUUAAAAAAUGUGGUAUGGUGGCUCGCGCUCCUUGUGCAAACGCUUCAGUGGAUGGUGGUAAAUGGCCGACGUUCGUGGCAGCCAUUAGCAGCACUUUUUGAUGUUUGCUAGAAGGAUUUGGGAAGAGAAAGAAGAAAAGUCUGACAUGCACAGCUGUUGUAAUCCUACAGGAUUCAGCACACAGGAACAGCCCUGUGGCACUAGCAGCUGAGUGCUGACAACUGGAGGGCAUGGACACCUCGAGCGGUUUGUGUUCAUAGUGUUACCUUCCACAAACUGAAAUGACUGCGGAAAAAUUUGUUUGGAAUUGUAUCCGAAUGGUCUUCUGACCUCCUACCUAGCAGUUCCCUCCACAGGCUGGACAGGCUGCAAACAUGGCAUUGGCCACAAUUUCAAAAGCGACUGGUUUGACAACAAAACCAUCAUGAGGAGCUGCCUCCUCAUACACAGGCAUUCCCUCUUCACUCAACCGGCUGCGUGGUGGUGCAGUAACCAAUCAGGUUAAAAAUUACUAUCGCAUUUUCUUCCCCAAGUUCCUUUUAACAGAGAUGAGUUCUCUGAGCUGCUUUACUGGGUGGUUGCACAGAGAGGUGAACUAGCACAUCGAAGUGGACAGUAAGCCAUAGGAAAAAGACAGUUGUCUACCCCAGAAGCAGAGCAGUAAGUACUCUUUGACAGCACUGCCACCGCAGCAGUUUGUGAGCCUGCCUUCUUGCUUCAUGCAGCAUCUCAGUUACAAUAGCCUGUAGUGUCUGUGGCCCUCAGGUGGAAGGGGGCCAGCUGGGCAAGUGGCAUCCACCAUUCAAAAUCUACAUUUAAAACUAGUUUAGUUUGUUGAUGAGAUGAUUUCUGUAUGUACUUUUGUCUUAAUACUGUUAUGUUGGGGGGAAAUAGAGACUGUGUUAUUUAAAAACGUGUGAUGUUAUCAUAGUAAUAUAUAUUUAUAUAUGUAUAGGAAAUGCAUUAUUUAAUACAGCAUAUUAUGCUUGUAUCUUGCUAACAUAGGAAGAAAAGAUGUUAGUUUACACUGUGGGAAAAUAAAUUUUCUAUACACUGUAACCAUAGAAAAAAAAUCAAAGAUAAUUCAUUGGUAUAUAUGAUAGAAAAACACUGAGAAGAAGGUAACCCAGACUCAGUUUUGUGGCAGAAUAGAUGCUGAUGAAACAAUUGCUUUAAAACACACUUUCCUUCUUUGAAUCUCAUUUCCAGCUUGUAAUUGUAUUAGGCUGUUCAUCGGAUUCUGCACAUUCACAUGCAUACACUCUCAGGACCAUUUGAACAUCAAACAUAUCAUCUGCUUUUUCAAUCAAGCAAUAGCGUUGUCUUUUUUAGGGCCUGUUUCUGCCAGAUUUUCUACAGCCAGUGCAAUGUUGAGGAGGUUUAUCAGGUUGCUCAUGCAGACAACCCAGUGAUACUGCAGAAUUAUAGUCACUGUAUUCUAAGCUCCCUUGGCAGUAGUAUAAAUGGGAUGUUUUUACUGAUAGAUCUGGAAACAGUACUGAAUCUGCAGCCUGUAUGACUACAGGCCAGACACAUCAGCAGACACUCACUUGGCUGCCACAGCAUGAGCGUGGCUAGCUAUUCCAGUUUCAUCUUCUGCUUAAUAAGCCUUCUCAGGCAGUGGGAAGGACUGCUGGCAGAAUUUUCUAGUGCACCACUUUGCCUAAAGGAAGGGUGAACUACAAAAACAACUCCUGACAAAAACUUGUCCAACUAGUUCUUAAUACCAAUGAUAUUUCACAAUCUUGCAAUGAAAUAUAGUCCAGUGAUAGUUUCAACUGAAUAUUGUUCUAGAUGUUUAUGAAUAACCUUACCAAUCUGCUACCGUGAGAUCGUGAGAGUGAAAAAUAUAACUGCCUUCUGACCAUACCAUUUUAUUUGUAACACCCCCCCCAACACACACACAUUUCACACAACUGGUACUUUUAUCAACUUCACUGAGCACCUGUGCUUUGGGAUAAAAUUUGGCAUUCUGAAUUUCAGUUUCAAGACAAUUUACUGUAAAUCCAAAGGCUGUCACAUGAACCAAAUGAGUGACAAGAAAACAGAAUGAAUCCAACUUGCAGCAACUUACCACUGAACUCUGUGUGUAUUUACACAUGCUCGUCCUGUGUCCAGCAAACGGCUGUAAGCAGUCAUUAUGUAAUAAUAAUAAAAAAAAAAAAAAAGGCAGUGAAUUUCUGCAGGAGGGUUCAGUUGGUGCUGCUGAAGCACAGCCAGCAGUGAAUAAAGGAGGCAGAAACUGCUGCAGUUCACCAGCACAUUACAGCAGCGUCGUCUGCUGUAGAGAUUUGAAGGGAGUAAUUGAGCUGAAAAUGGUUCCACACAGAAAAUAUGGUACCGCUCUAAGAAGCGAUUUCUGAGGUAACGUCAAAUUGAAGUUUUUGAUUUACAUGUUUUCAAACUAUUAGAACUAUAAUAAUUCUUCCAGUGUUUUCUCUACAGAUUGUAACAGCAUCUAAUGGUCUUUCCACUUACUUGCAAGAUAUAUUUUUCUUUCAUGAAUUCCUCAUUCUGACCAAAAUAAUGCUACACGUUCUUAAAGAAAUCUUUAGCUAUAUUUUAUGUAAACAUCUGAACACCAGCGUCAGAUACCAAAACUGUCUCCAGCUUCUCUUAUCAGGACUCAAGCUCUCAUUGUCUUGUAGAAACACCACUGUUACAGGGGAGGUUACUCUGGUCGCCUUUCCUGCCAUUCAGGUUAUGAGACUCCUCUCGCACUGCUGCUUAUUCUAGAGACUGUUGCCUUUUCUGUUGUUUCCUAAGCAACAGUUUCAUUCCCCAUGUGGGAGAUGCAUUCUUUAUUUUGAAAGAGACACUUCUGUGAAGUGUUCCAAGUCACAGGAGCACGGCGCUUCUGCUGUAAGGUAAAAUACCUGGUUUCAGGUUUGCUGUUUUCUCCCUGGCCAAAGACUUGGGACAGGCUCCACACAGUAUGAACACAACCAUCAUCCUUUUAAGGACAACUUUUCUCCUCACAGAACCCAAGUAACAGCCAGUGUUACCCAACAGCUGUCAUAGCAUUUGACAGAUGCACCCAAUACUGCUACGGCAAAAAUGAGAUACUGUUACAGAAACACCAAGUGUUACCAUAAUGUACAAUCUCAUUAAGAACAGUUUGCUCCUGCUGCUUCUUGUUUUACCAUAUGGAGACGGUACACGAAUUAGUUCCUUAAAUAUUGAACUCAACAAAGAAACCCCCCUGCCAAAUAUGAAAAUACUAAUUUUUUGAUAGAGGCAUGUUUACAUUUAGUCAUUAAAAAAAAAAAGCCACAACAAGUAAGAGACAGGAUACCACAAACACACACAAAACUAAGCAACGCAUUCAAGUUCAGCCAACAGCCCACAGCUGUCUUUCUCAAAGAGACCAAGUAUGGGCUUACUGAUGAUUGUGUGGGACAGCAAGGGUAGAGGUACAUCCUGUUGUUAAAAGCACUAUCACCUCAAGAUUUUCUUCAGAACAAAAAAUGACAAAACUAAACACUAGUCAGCAGUGGCAAACUGGGAAGGGUGCAAGGAAGGAAGAGGAAGAAGGCUCAGAUGUGACCUGUCACCACAAGCCUAUCAGCCAAACACAUAUGGCAAGUUUUACGUAUUUUUAAGAGCAAUUGCUUAAUGAACUAAUUUUCAAAUAAAAUGCGUAUCUGUAAUCAUUGGCAAUUACCAAGAUUCUGUUCAUCAAGCAAAAAAAGGGCAUGUAUUUUGAUUGGGAAGCACUUGCUGGUGCUGCUUGACUCCUUCCCGCCUGUUGCUCUUCCAUUAUUGUGCCUGUCUUCUCAUACAGACCCGGCUUUCCCAUUCCCAUAUUAUCCGAGAUGAGAAUAACUGAUGCUCAUGCUAGAAAGCAUCCCGUGCAACAUGAUACUCUUCAGUUCAACAGGCUGUCAUACCAAACAUGGAGUUGUCACAUAUGAAAGAGAGGAUUGGAGAGAUGUAAGGCUUAUUUCUUGGCUGAAUUCUGAGCUGACUGAAUUGCAGUGCACUUGAACAUGGAUGAAAGAAGGGGAAAGUCAAGGGAAUUACCAGGUAAAAAUCUUAAAGGGAGAAACUGGAAGAGGAAACCGGAAAGAUUUUCUGUGUAUCACUGCAUGGGAAAUAACUGUAUGGAGGAAAACUGUUUAUACAAUAACAUAUAAGCACACAUUACAUACAUACAUACGAACACACACAUGCAGGUCGGUAGCCACGCCCCUCCAAGCCCCUCUUUUUUGGUGUCUGCACAAACAUCUUGGAUCAAAUUAUGCCCUCUGUCGACAAAAAGAGGGUAGCACAGCACUGAUUUUCACUUCAGUGGGACCAGCGAUUCAUGAUCCAGCGUAAGGACUUGGAUUUAGUUUGAUUAUUCAAGCUAUGAUUUAGCCAGCUGUGCCCACCUGCACAAUGCUGGGUCAGGUCUCGAAACAGUAUUAUUGUUAGAUUAUUUUUACUUGAAACCAGAAUUAAGUUCCCCUGCUACAAGCAACAGGCAGGUUCCAAACACAAAUGAGGAUGCUUUCCAGCAGAUGUCACUCAUGUGCCUGGAGGCUUUAGGGGCUUGCCCCCAACCUGCACACUGUAGAGGGGCCCAAGUGCUGUCCUGUUAGUCAGGGACACAAGCUCUGCCACACUGCAUUUCCUUCCCUGUCUCUCUCCCCUGGCAAUGCUUCUUCACCCAUCUCUUCCCCAGCAUACUCUGGUGCACGAUUUUCCUUACCAUUCACUUGUCUUUCUAUGCCCUACAUUGUCUUUGCCUUCCUUCCUAUAAUCUAUGUUUUUCUGCAGUGAAUAUCUCUAACUUCCCCCCUCCUCAACAGCAACAUCAGCCCUCUGGGGUGAAGCAACAGGCAGCCCUCAUGUAACACAAACACUGAGACUUGUGAGACUAUCUGGGGACAGCAUUAGGAAAGCAGCUGAAACUGUCAAGGCCUAGACUGACACUGCACCAAUACCAGGCAACAAAAAAAGCUCACUUUUGGUUGAUACUCAACUGUGGCAUUUGCCAAAAGGUGGAUGGUGCUGAGACGAAACAUUACAGGUUGCGUCCAGAAAACAAGCCACUUCUGAAUCUUUUAUUGUGAUUAUCUGUUAGGAUCUGUGUGCAUGUAUAUACAGAUUUACCUACCUGUUACUUAAAAAUAAGAAAAAAUAAAUGUUGCUUAUAUUUGAGUUCAUAUCAGUAUAUGUAGGACUACACUUUGAGGAGCACAGCUAUCCAUGUCCUUGCCCUCAAAACAAGAAGGACAACUUCCACAUGUAUAUGCAAUAAAACUGUAUUUUUGUGUG
This is a messenger RNA of Strigops habroptila (Kakapo), 8920 nucleotides long. RefSeq names its product kringle containing transmembrane protein 1 (gene KREMEN1). Gene Ontology annotation, cellular component: plasma membrane. The transcript has 9 exons. The record is from RefSeq and is a predicted model, not a curated record. The coding region runs from base 171 to 1523 and encodes 450 amino acids. NCBI's taxonomy places the organism in Eukaryota, Metazoa, Chordata, Aves, Psittaciformes, Psittacidae. Gene Ontology annotation, biological process: multicellular organism development; Wnt signaling pathway.